CGCGGUCCCCGGCCCGGGCGGCGGCGGCGGCGCCUGCGAGAACCCCGAGAAGUUCCAGUACGUGGAGAAGAGCCGCUCGUGCGCGCCGCGCUGCGGGCCCGGCGUCGAGGUCUUCUGGUCCCAGCGCGACAAGGACUUCGCCCUCGUCUGGAUGGCCGUGUGGUCGGCGCUGUGCUUCUUCUCCACGGCCUUCACCGUGCUCACCUUCCUGCUGGAGCCUCACCGCUUCCAGUACCCCGAGCGCCCCAUCAUCUUCCUCUCCAUGUGCUACAACGUGUACUCGCUGGCCUUCCUCAUCCGCGCCGUGGCGGGCGCGCAGAGCGUGGCCUGCGACCAGGAGGCGGGCGCGCUCUACGUGAUCCAGGAGGGGCUGGAGAACACCGGCUGCACCCUCAUCUUCCUGCUGCUCUACUACUUCGGCAUGGCCAGCUCGCUGUGGUGGGUGGUCCUCACGCUCACCUGGUUCCUGGCGGCCGGCAAGAAGUGGGGCCACGAGGCCAUUGAGGCCCACGGCAGCUAUUUCCACACGGCGGCCUGGGGGCUGCCGGCGCUCAAGACCAUCGUUGUCCUGACCCUGCGCAAGGUGGCCGGGGACGAGCUGACCGGGCUCUGCUAUGUGGCCAGCAUGGAUGCGGCCGCACUCACCGGCUUCGUGCUGGUGCCCCUCUCCUGCUACCUGGUGCUGGGCACCAGCUUCCUCCUGACGGGCUUCGUGGCGCUCUUCCACAUCCGAAAGAUCAUGAAGACGGGUGGCACCAACACGGAAAAGCUGGAGAAGCUCAUGGUGAAGAUCGGGGUGUUCUCCAUCCUCUACACGGUGCCUGCCACCUGCGUCAUUGUCUGCUAUGUCUACGAGCGCCUCAACAUGGACUUCUGGCGCCUUCGGGCCACAGAGCAGCCGUGCACAGCGGCCACCGUGCCCGGAGGCCGCAGGGACUGCUCGCUGCCAGGGGGCUCCGUGCCCACCGUGGCUGUCUUUAUGCUCAAAAUCUUCAUGUCGCUGGUGGUGGGCAUCACCAGUGGUGUCUGGGUGUGGAGCUCCAAGACUUUCCAGACCUGGCAGAGCCUGUGCCACCGCAAGAUGGCUGCUGGCCGGGCCCGGUCCAAGGCCGCCUGCAGGGCCCCCGCAGGCUACGGCCGGGGCACCCACUGCCACUAUAAGGCCCCCACGGUGGUCUUGCACAUGACUAAGAUGGACCCCUCUCUGGAGAACCCCACACACCUCUAGCGACAGGCCUGGCUCCAGGUGGUGGCUGCCCCCUCCCAGCCCUCCUCUCCCACCCCCCAGAGACAGCUGACUAGCAACCGUCCAGCUGUCAAGGCCAGGCGAGUGAGUGCGAGGGGCUGAGGCUCAGGAUGGGGACCCAGUGAGGCUCAUACCCUUGUGCCCCCUGAUGCAGGGGGUGGGGCUGCCUGAGUCCCCAGAGGGUCCUAGGAGAGGGCUGGAGAGAAGGAGGGGGCAGAGAGGACAUGGUCCCGCAGGGAGUUUAUUUAAUAAUGAUGUAAUUUAUUGCUGCGUUCUCUGGAAGCUGUGACUGGAAUAAACCCCCGUGUGGCA
Chinchilla lanigera (long-tailed chinchilla) is the source of this 1558-nucleotide messenger RNA. It is a transcript of the gene Fzd9, whose product is annotated as frizzled class receptor 9. Gene Ontology annotation, molecular function: Wnt-protein binding; Wnt receptor activity. Gene Ontology annotation, biological process: canonical Wnt signaling pathway; non-canonical Wnt signaling pathway. The record is from RefSeq and is a predicted model, not a curated record. NCBI's taxonomy places the organism in Eukaryota, Metazoa, Chordata, Mammalia, Rodentia, Chinchillidae. Gene Ontology annotation, cellular component: plasma membrane.